Protobothrops mucrosquamatus (brown spotted pit viper) is the source of this 809-nucleotide messenger RNA. It is a transcript of the gene ACAT2, whose product is annotated as acetyl-CoA acetyltransferase 2. The transcript is spliced from 4 exons. Lineage: Eukaryota; Metazoa; Chordata; Lepidosauria; Squamata; Viperidae. Gene Ontology annotation, molecular function: acetyl-CoA C-acetyltransferase activity. The record is from RefSeq and is a predicted model, not a curated record. Gene Ontology annotation, biological process: fatty acid beta-oxidation. The annotation marks the transcript as partial.
CACAUCCUUGUGCAUCCUGACAGUUUAUCAGAUGUUAAACACCAUCGGCAAGGGCAGUGCAUAUCUUUGAAAAAAGCACGAGAAGUAGAAUUUCUAUUAGGAAAAUGGCACUUUUUUUCCUUUUUUGCACCAAGUAUAAAAUGGCUGCUGCUGAAAUACUUGUUUUUGGCAGGUCCCACGGAAGUUAAAGCAGAUGAACAUCCUCGCCAUGGGUGCAACAUAGAAACAGUGGCAAAGUUGAAACCUUGCUUUAUAACCGAUGGGACAGGAACUGUGACUGCAGCAAAUGCCUCAGGUAUAAACGAUGGUGCUGCUGCUGUAAUUCUUAUGAAAAAAUCAGAAGCGGUUAAACGAAAUCUCACUCCUUUGGCAUGGAUCGUGUCUUCGGCUCAAGUUGGUGUUGAUCCUUCAGUUAUGGGAAUAGCACCCAUCACGGCCAUAAGAAAAGCUGUUGAAAAAGCUGGUUGGACAUUGGAUCAAGUGGAUCUGUAUGAAAUUAAUGAAGCUUUUGCUGCCGUAGGUGUAGCAAUAACAAAAGAACUAAAAUUGAAACCAGAAAAGAUUAACAUUGAAGGUGGGGCUGUUGCUCUUGGCCACCCUCUUGGAGCAUCUGGGUGUCGAAUCCUUGUUACACUUCUGCACUCACUAGAACGAACAGGUGGAAAACGAGGAGUUGCGGCUUUAUGUAUAGGAGGAGGAAUGGGCAUAGCUAUGUGUGUAGAAAGAUAAAGGAAACUUUUCUUUGAUUUUGUACUAAUUUGUAACAUGACUCACCUUUAUUAGUAAGUAAUAAAGAAACAAUAUUAGGC